Molecule: messenger RNA, 1485 nt
Organism: Gloeophyllum trabeum ATCC 11539
Lineage: Eukaryota; Fungi; Basidiomycota; Agaricomycetes; Gloeophyllales; Gloeophyllaceae
Exons: 5
Coding region: 1-1257 (418 amino acids)
Biological process (GO): regulation of DNA-templated transcription
Molecular function (GO): sequence-specific DNA binding; zinc ion binding
Source: RefSeq, a predicted model, not a curated record
AUGCCGCCGCGUCUGUACGAUUACUCACCGGACUCGCAGUCUCCCGCCACACCCGGCUCGUCGCGCAUCCCGCACUACCUCGUCUCGCCCACCACCGACGCGCCCUACUCGUCGCUCAACGAGGCGCUCGGCACCCCCACCAGCGCGUACCCGCCGUCCGCCGACAAGGAGCCAGCGCACAUGUCGUCCGACGGCCGCUAUCUCUACCACCAGCCACAGGGCGCCCAGCCCAUGCAGGCCGCGUACGACUACCCGCCCUACGCAUCCGCGCCGUACGACCCCGCCCAGAUGCCCCAGCACCCGCACCGCCAGAUGCGGCCCGCCCCCGCGCACUCGCCCCCGCACCCCCAGUCUUUCCAGCCCCAGCCUCCGCCCCAGCCCCCGUACCAGCCCCCGUACGCCUCCGCCAGCUACCCCGUCCAGCAGCACCCGCAACAGCACCACCAGCCCCCGCCCCAGCCCCAGCAGCACCCGCAGUGGACCGGCGACGGCUGGGCGCAGUACGCCCCGAACCCCGCCCCGCCGUUCGCGUCCGCGCCGGCCGUGCACGACCCCGCCUUUACCUCGGGGCCCGGCAGACCCGACGCGUACCAGCAGCCGCGCAUGCGCUCGUCCGCGUCGACGCCCCAGCCCCAGCCGCCCCCGCCACAACAGCAGCAGCAGCAGCAGCAGCAGCCGCCCCAGGCGAAGAGGGAGGCGUCGCAGCCCGCGGGGCGGGUGCCCAAUCCCAGCGCCCCCCCGGGGCUCGAUUUCCACAAGCUCCUCGAAUCCUACCGCCUCGCCAUCCACGAAGCGCAAGCACUAGGCAGCGCGCCGACGCCGCCGCCGGACGUGUUCGAGCGCAUCCGCCAGGCCACACAGUUCGGGUGGCAGGUGCUCGACACCGCCGCGAGCGCGCCGCCCGCCGCGCCCGAGAUGCCCCGCGAGGCGACGCCCGCGGGUGCGGGCGCGCCGGUGAAGAGGGAGGGGCAGCCCGUGCAGGAGGGACAGGUGUGCCUAGGGUGCAGCGCGACGUCCACGCCGGAGUGGAGAAGAGGGCCUAUGGGCCCGAGAACACUAUGCAACGCCUGCGGGCUCGUGUACGCCAAAAUGAUUAAGCGAAGGACGAGAGAUGCAGCGGGCGGCGGGCGCGGCGGCGCCAAGGGCCGCGCCGCGCGGCAGGGCUUCGGCGACGGCUCGAGCGGCGAGGGCGCCAGCGACGACGACGAGUCGUUCAACUCGCCCGGGCCGGGCGAGGCAGGGAGCCGCGGGGAGUGAGGGGGCGGGGCGCAUCAUCGUCUGCAGUUGUGUUGUGCUAGUGUGUCGUUUCCGUCUUUUCUGUCUGUCUCGUUUGUGGGAUAUGGGUUGUCUUCGGUCCCCCUGUUUUCAUCUGCCAUUUCCUCCGUUUCCGUUUCCGUGCACAGUCCCAAUCGCGUAUCCUGCGUCUCGAGUUGCUCGCCAGUCUCCUGUCUGUCUGUCUGGGAUUCCGCCACCGUCAGCCCUUCC